Molecule: messenger RNA, 2391 nt
Organism: Carica papaya (papaya)
Lineage: Eukaryota; Viridiplantae; Streptophyta; Magnoliopsida; Brassicales; Caricaceae
Source: RefSeq, a predicted model, not a curated record
UGUGUUUAGCAUACCGCCAGAUCCCAUUUUCAAACAAAAAAUAUUCAAAUCUAUUCGCAACGGUAAAUUAAAAACCUAAAAAUUUCCUAAACAGGCCAAAAUAUAAUAAUAUUAAUUUUGGGGUUUUUCAUUUUCAUUUUCUUUCUCUCUUAAAACAAUUCAUUUCUCUGUCUCCAUGUUCCAUCUUCCUGCUCGUAAAAGCAACGGCUGUGAUUGCAAUCGGUAGCUUCGGAUGCAAUCUAUGGCCCCACUCUGCUAGACCAAUCUUACUGUAUCCAAGCUCGCUCUAUUCGUCUUCCUUCCUCUGUGUCUCUCUUUCUCUCCUCUUCAAAAUGGGUUCACUGAACCAGAACAACCCUCCAUUUCUCAACAACAUACGAAGACUCUCCUUGAAUAAGGGUCUCAGUGAUGAAUUGAGUGGAGAUACGCUACAAAAUUCUAAAGUGAAAAAAAUGCUGGGGACUCCAAACAAUGGCAGAUUCCGGCAUGCGUUUUCGGUGGUAAAUGGGGCGCAAGAUCUUGGCCCGAAUAGCGCGCCGGCGAGUACCGUGGGAUCUGAAUGCGGUGGCAUUGACUUCACGAGAGAGGAUGUUGAGGCGUUGUUGAGUGAAAGAAUGAAGUAUAAGAACAAAUUUAACUACAAGGAGAGAUGUGAGAAUAUGAUAGAGUAUAUCAAAAGGCUUAGGCUUUGUAUCAAAUGGUUUCAAGAGCUUGAGUUAGACUAUGCAUUUGAGCAAGAGAAUUUGAAGAAUGCCCUGGAAAUGACAGAGAGGAACUGUGCUGAUAUGGAGAUAAUUUUGAAAAACAAAGAAGAGGAGUUGAAUAUGAUAAUUGUGGAAUUGCGGAGGAGCUUUUCUUCUUUGCAAGAGAAACUUGGAAAAGAAGAACAGGAUAAGUUGGCGGCAAUGGAUUCUCUCGCCAGAGAAAAGGAGACUAGACUUAGUAUUGAAAAGUCACAAGUUUCUCUCUUGGAAGAGCUGGGAAAAUCUCAAGCAGAACUCCAAGGGGCAAAUCAAAGGAUACAAUCAAUUAAUGACAUGUACAAGCUGCUACAAGAGUACAACUCAAGCUUACAACUUUACAAUAGUAAACUCCAGACAGAUGUUGAUGCAGCACAUGAAUCAGUUAAACGUGGAGAGAAAGAGAGAGCUGCGAUAGUGGAGAACCUCGGCAUCCUCCGGGGUCAAAACAGAUCCCUACAAGAUCAACUUGCUGCAUCUAAAGCUGCUCAGGAGGAGGUUAUGAAACAGAAAGAUACAUUGGUGAAUGAAGUUGCUUCUCUUAAGGUAGAAGUGCAACAGGUCAGAGAUGACCGUGAUCAACAGCUCCUGCAGCUUCAAAUUUUAAAAGCCGAGGUGGCUAAAUAUAAAGAUUUGGCAAUAAACUCACGUGACCUAGAGGCUAGAUGUUCAUCACAGAGUAACCAAAUUAGGACAUUACAAGAUCAGCUUGCAGCUGCGGAGAGAAAGUUGCAGGUAUCUGAUUUAUCUGCACUGGAGACAAAAACUGAGUUCGAAGAGCAAAGAAAACUCAUAAGUGAGCUGCAAAAUCGUUUAGGAGAUGCAGAAUUUAAACUUAUUGAAGGAGAAAAACUACGUAAAAAGUUGCAUAAUACCAUUUUGGAAUUGAAAGGAAAUAUUCGAGUAUUUUGUAGAGUGCGCCCCCUAUUGCCUGAUGAUGGUUCCAGCACGGAAGGGAAGGUUAUAUCCUAUCCUACAUCAGCAGAAGCACUUGGACGGGGAAUUGAUAUCACGCAAAAUGGGCAAAGGCAUUCUUUUACAUUUGAUAGAGUUUUUACUCCUGAUGAAUCCCAAGAGGAGGUCUUUGUAGAAAUUUCACAGCUUGUGCAAAGUGCUCUUGAUGGUUAUAAGGUUUGCAUUUUUGCCUACGGGCAAACAGGGUCAGGCAAAACUUAUACCAUGAUGGGUAGGCCUGGAAACCCAGAGGAAAAGGGACUAAUCCCGCGAUCAUUAGAACAAAUAUUUCAAACUAGGCAAGCUCUUCAAUCUCAAGGGUGGAAAUAUGAAAUGCAGGUGUCAUUGUUAGAAAUAUAUAAUGAAACAAUUCGUGAUUUGUUGUCAACAAACCGAGAUACAUCAAGGGGAGAAAAUUCUGUCUGCAAAAACAGCAUGCAACUCAAACAUGACGCAUAUGGGAACACGCUUGUCUCUGAUCUUACUGUAUAUGUUCGAAGUACCAAAGAGGUCUCCUUUCUUUUGGAACAUGCUGCUCGUAAUAGUGAGAAGAUAAUGCUACUGUUCAUCUUUUAAAUCUCUUUUAGUAAACAAUUUAAUGUUGAGGUGUUUCUUGUAGCAGUUUUUACGUAUGAAAAUUCAGCACAACAAAAAGAUGAUUGAUUCAAUAUUUUAUGCAGUCCGUAGCAAGACCCAU